AUGCCCACGGCCACCACUCUCCCGCUCAAGUCCGUCAACGGGCACACUGACGCGCCACACAUCCCUGGCUCACCUCCGCGUCCCGAGCUCAUCGCCAAGUUGAACGCGUCUCUCGCAACGAUCAAGCAUGGCCCCAACGGCAUCUUUGCCAACUCAUACGCGUCUCCAACCCCGAGCGGCGACACCACUCCCGUGCCAUUCAUCGACCUGUCGGCACUUCAGACCGAGGGGCGUAAUGCCAAAACCCGCGACAUCGACAUUGCGAAUACCGAGGAGAUGUGCGGAAUGAUCAAUGAGCAGGACCAGACUGUUGCGCUCAGUGUUCAGCGGUGUAUCCCAACAAUUGCACGGGUUAUCGACGCCCUCGCACCAAAGGUCCGCUCCGGCGGCCGCGUCGUAUACGUCGGCGCAGGGACGAGUGGGCGGCUGGGGAUUCUCGAUGCGAGCGAGAUCCCGCCAACUUUCUCGGCUCCAUACGGCCAGUGGAUCGGCUUGAUCGCGGGCGGUAACCGCGCGAUUCAGAAGGCGGUCGAGGGCGCCGAAGACAGUCCCGAGCUCGGCGCGUCAGACCUCGAAGCAAUUUCCCCCCCUCUUUCCCCGGACCUCGACUCGGUCAUCGGCCUCGCCGCUUCGGGUCGCACACCUUAUGUCCUCGGUGCGCUCGAGUGGGCUCGCACGCGUGGUGUCUACACGGCUGGUAUCUGUUGUGUUGCCCCCUCCGCCAUGGCUGCUCACUGUGUCGAUGCGAUCGAAUGUCCCGUCGGCCCCGAGGUCGUUACGGGAAGCACGCGGAUGAAGAGCGGCACAGCGCAAAAGAUGAUACUCAAUAUGAUCAGCACGGGGGUCCAGUUGCGCGUGGGCAAAACGUACGGUAACCUCAUGGUCGACGUUAAGCGCUCGAAUGCCAAGCUCAUCAACCGUGCCCGCGGGAUCUUUAGAGCCGUACUCGAGCCAUACGCUGCGAAAGUCCAUCUUGCCGUGGGCCUGGAAGAUGACGACGGCAUCGACAGGCUCAUUGACGCGUGCGACGGAAGCGUCAAGAAGGGCAUGGUUGCGGCUCGGUGGCGCUGCUCCCCCAAGGAGGCUACGGCGCGACUAGAGGCCGCAGAUGGGCUGCUCAAGAAGGCCCUCGAGGCCGAAGCUUAG
Cutaneotrichosporon cavernicola is the source of this 1146-nucleotide messenger RNA. RefSeq lists its product as uncharacterized. Lineage: Eukaryota; Fungi; Basidiomycota; Tremellomycetes; Trichosporonales; Trichosporonaceae. The record is from RefSeq and is a predicted model, not a curated record. Gene Ontology annotation, biological process: amino sugar catabolic process; negative regulation of glucokinase activity; response to fructose. Gene Ontology annotation, molecular function: carbon-oxygen lyase activity; enzyme inhibitor activity; fructose-6-phosphate binding. Gene Ontology annotation, cellular component: cytosol; nucleoplasm. Bases 1 to 1146 code for a protein of 381 amino acids. The transcript is spliced from 2 exons.